Ixodes scapularis (black-legged tick) is the source of this 691-nucleotide messenger RNA. RefSeq lists its product as uncharacterized. The record is from RefSeq and is a predicted model, not a curated record. Lineage: Eukaryota; Metazoa; Arthropoda; Arachnida; Ixodida; Ixodidae. Bases 26 to 691 code for a protein of 221 amino acids. Gene Ontology annotation, molecular function: amine binding. Gene Ontology annotation, biological process: symbiont-mediated perturbation of host defenses. The transcript has 5 exons.
UUCUGGUCCAACUGAAGAGCUCAAGAUGUAUCUCACGCACGUCGUGUUUGCUAGCCUUGUUGCGGCCGCAAUCGCCGUGGAGAUUGCUUCCCCAACCUUGAAAAGUGAAACACAUACGGACGCAUGGAGGACAGUGAGUCAGGAUGAAACCUUUUAUCUGAUUUACCGCUCCUACGAGUAUGAUGCUGGCACCGGAGGCACCGGGAAAUGUGUCAGCGUGAAAUUAUGCGACAAAAAUGACACAACCAGGACUGCUACGAGCAGACUUAUGUACAGGGAUGCUCAGACGACACAAUGGAAAGGAUUUACUGCGCGUGUCACGAUGGCUCGUUCGCAGAACAGCACAGUCGAUGACAUCAUCCGACUUGGCGAUGCAGAUAACUGGGACGCAUCCGCUAAUGCAGUGACAGCUGAAUAUCAGCUCAUUUAUUCGGACUACUCAAGCUGCGACGUGAUGGUUGCCCUUGGAACACAGGAACCGAGUUGUGAACUGUGGAUCAAAGAUGGCAAACAAAACAUUGAAGACAACAAUGAAGUCAAAUCAAGGGACGGUGACAGAGAUAAUAUCAAGAAUAGCAUAACCAAAUGCAAAGAAGAAUACGACAAUCUAUGCAAAGUGAAAUACCAAAUCUACGACAGAGAUACAUGCAGUUUACCCAAUGAAAUGGCCGCACGAGGGGGGCACUGUUGA